AUGUUUCGCAAUAGGCAGCAGCAUACAACUCUCGCACAUUCUGAUCACUCGAGGAGCCAGCUGGUUAAAACGGCACGCAGCUUCAUCUACGAAAAGAACUAUGGUGUAGACAGCACAGCUGUCGAGUCGCUUUUGAAGCCUGAAUCAUGGGUACCAACCUCUAACACUUUUUUGGAUUGCCUCGGUUCUUUUGGAUUCAAUGUGUUUGUCGCGCUCGUGGUGGAUUUGCUACAUGAGUUUGAACUUGGAGUAUGGCGUAUACUUUUGAUACACCUGUUAAGAAUUCUUUGUGCAUUCAACAAGGACCUGAUCCAUGAGCUUGAUAAGAGGUACAGGCAGGUCCCCCCAUUUGGUUCAGCGACCAUCAGGAGAUUCUCUGCAAACACUUCCGAUAUGUCUAACUUGGCUGCUCGUAACUUCGAGGACCUUCUACAAUGUUCAAUCCCUGUUUUCGAUGGUCUGCUUCCAGAACAGCACAACAAAAUUCUUAUGGAUCUUCUUUUCAUCAUGGCCCACUGGCAUGGAUUGGCGAAACUUCACAUGCACUCUGACCUCACCCUAGAGAUUCUCGACCAACAGACAACGGAUCUUGGCGAACAAUUUCGUGAGUUUAAAGCGAAAGUUUGCUCUGCAUAUCAUACCCAAGAACUCGAUUGUGAAGUCGACGCACAAUCUCGUCGACAGGCCAAGGAUGCGGCCAAACGGGUAGAGACAGGCAAGGUGAAUAAUGUCGGGCAAGUGACUGCGGCUCCACAAUCUGAGCCAGGUGCCAUCGGUAAAGGAAAAGGAAAAGCGAGUCUGGAGCAGUCCCGGGACAUACCUGUGCCAAAGCAGCUGCAAAGGAAAAAGUUGUUUAAUUUUCAAACUUACAAGUUUCACGCGCUAGGAGAUUACGUGGCCUCCAUCCAUCAUUUUGGAACAAUGGAUUCGUACAGCACCAAACCAGGAGAACUAGAGCAUCAUACGUCAAAAGACAGAUAUCGUCAUACUGAUCGAAAGGCCUUCGUUCACCAGCUAACUCAGAUCGAGCAUCAUCAGACACGUUUGCGCCACAUCAAGCAACGGCAACAAGGAAAAGACUUUCGUACAGAAGUGAAUGAAAUGACGAACGACCCUGAAGUACAUCAUUAUAUUGGCCAAAGUGAGAAGAAUUAUGAUGAUAUUGGUCACUACCUCCGUAGCCACGUGCAUGACCCUGCUAUGAAGCACCCUUUCGUCGAUUUCAACGGCCCAGAAUGUUUUGUCCUCAGUGCUUAUCUGGCGCACAACUACCGCCAGGUCUCUCCGAUAUAUUGUCCAGAUUAUGUGUCGGUCAACAGUUUAGAUGGUGUUCUACCCGUAGUCGGCGCACUCGCAAUUCCUCACGUCGAUGAAACACUGUUUCAUACAAUAUACAAAAAGCAGUUUGGUGAUGGUGAUUUCCUUCGGGCUAUUGACGCCCAUUUUUGCCGGCCAAAUGGGGCAGGGAUGAUUACUCCAGUGUGGCAACUCAGCAAGUUAAAUGACAUCAUCCAAUUCAACCCGGCGCCAUUCCCAUAUGGCUUCCCGCCUCCCAUAGUGACCAAUGUGUCAUCUCUUCCCACCCACUUUCAACCAAACAACCAACUGACUUCUGUGUUUGUGCCUCCUGCCCUCCUAUCAGUUGGUGGGCCAGCUUGGCCUUGUGACUUUGAUUAUGGAUAUGAGCAGGAAGAUUAUACCAUAGCUUCGCUUGGUUACGCUGAAGAUUCGGUCAUCCCUCCACAAGACACAGAAAUGGAUGGCGGAUUAUUUGGGCAGCUCACUCCUACAAUCACAAGGGUGUUUCAUGACACUUUGAGAUGGACAGGCGUCGACAUUGCAAUUAAUAAUGACGACAGGUCGGCAAUCAAAGCCGCAAUGAACAGCACUUGUUGGAGAUGCCCAAUUUACUUAAUGAAGUAUUUUCUCUAUGGUACUUUCUGGCUUGGCUUGGGGAACCUGUUCACCACCACAAAGCAGGAACAACGUGUCAUACUCACCAAUAGCUUCUUGAGCGCAAUAGCUCAUGAUCAAACAAUGUUGCAAGAAUUGGUCAAUGAACCGGCAAUCUUACAGCGUGCAGUUGCACAUUUUCCCAGUGGAACGUCCAUCAGAUGGGACAUCAUUCAUUUGCUUUUUUCUGGUACCAUCAAGAAUAGACUGUCAGAUAUGCAUAAGGUAGUCCAGGGAUGCACCAGACUCGACAACUUCUCUGGUGGUGGUACAGUUCAAGAACAGGAGGCGAGGGUCAAAGCAUUAUUUGAUUCUUUUAACUCGAGUGACCAACAGGACAUCGAACGAGCUAUUGCUGAACUUGUGGAACUGUAUAUGUUCGGGGAACUCAUGUGGAUGUCAACAUUCCAAACCGUGAUCGGCUUGGCUGAGGGUACCCGCGAUGGCAGGGUUGCUGACCUUUUUCCUCAAGAAGUUUGA
Messenger RNA from Suillus fuscotomentosus, 2433 nucleotides. RefSeq lists its product as uncharacterized. Bases 1 to 2433 code for a protein of 810 amino acids. The transcript is spliced from 12 exons. Lineage: Eukaryota; Fungi; Basidiomycota; Agaricomycetes; Boletales; Suillaceae. The record is from RefSeq and is a predicted model, not a curated record.